This is a messenger RNA of Sitodiplosis mosellana (orange wheat blossom midge), 2694 nucleotides long. RefSeq lists its product as uncharacterized. NCBI's taxonomy places the organism in Eukaryota, Metazoa, Arthropoda, Insecta, Diptera, Cecidomyiidae. The transcript has 10 exons. Bases 1065 to 2657 code for a protein of 530 amino acids. The record is from RefSeq and is a predicted model, not a curated record.
AUUGUAUUGGGUAGCAAUCAAAGUCAUUCAUUAUCUUAUUUAUUGUGUUUGCGCACAGCAAACGUUCAGAUAUGCCACAAAGUAUACGACAAGAUUGAGAUUUGUAUCAAUGAGAUCGUUUGCCAAAAAGUAAAAUAUAAAAAUAAAAGCGACUUAAGAAGAAAAAAAACAGAACAUGUAUACAUAUAUAUGAUAUGUAUAUUUCUUGUGUGCGUCAAAUGAAAGAGAGAGUGUGAAUGACAACGAGUCUAAGAAACACAGAAAAAAAAAUGUGACGUUCGAACAAUUUUGAACUAAUUACCCGUAUUCAUUGAAUGCGUGCGAGCGCGCCCGACGAAGAGAGUUCAUUUUCGUAUUUGACGACAACGACAACGAUAUUAAUGGCUUGUUCAGUAAAGUGUCCGCGAGACAAAUCGACAAAAAUCGCCAUCUAUUUUGUGUUUACACCGCUUUUGCGAUUUUAAAAUGAAGAACAUCAACGGCCGUCGGUGUGUGAGCGAUAUUAUGUCGAUGUUCGUUUAUUUUUCUUUCUUUUUUUUUUCGUUGUCAUUCAAUUGAUUUUAAUGCGGCGGCAGCAGUCGCAAUGUAUUUACUCAUACACCGUUUUUUCUGCUCUUUCUCUCGUUCUUUCUUUGUUGUUUUAUUACGUUCAUUUGGCGUAGUUGUUUCAAUGUAUCAUCUUUUUUUCUUCGUAUGAUGGAAGCCGAGUUAUCUUAUCAUUGAAAUGCAUAUGUAUGGAUCACACCAAUAAUCAGCUGAUAAAAUUAUCAUUAUCACAAUUGGAGAACGAUUAAAAUAGCACUGAGUAUAUUUGAAUUGAGUAGUUUUUGUAGGUAAAUCUUCCAUAUCGCACUGUUCGAGCCGUUCGACACACUUCAUAUUGAUUGGAAUUGGACAGAGAAAAUAUAUUACGCUUAUUAAUUUUCCAAAGUACGGUUUUGCUAUUGGUUUUUCCUCAAUCAAUUACAAAAACAAAAUUCCAAUUGGCAUUCGGCCUGGACGCUCAAGCAAUCAUCGCAUACAUUGCACAUACGACUGUUUAGUCACAAGUGAAUAACGAAAAGAUGAUUAUCAAUUGUGUAAAUCUGUCCAGAAUUGUGCUGUUGUUGAUCGGUUUAAGUGUACGCCAAUCGAAAUCAGAUUCUAUUCGCAAUGGAAUAAUAAUGAAUGGUGCUAACGAGACAGAGGACAGCAGUAACACGACGACGACGGCAUUGGCCAUCGAUGGUUCAAUUGAUAAAAAUGCCAUACAACUGCAAAGUGUCGACGAUGUCAUUUGCCCAAUCAACAGUAGCAAUGAGCACCAGCCGCCGCUGCCGACGCCGCCAUCGAUUCAACCAAGAAGUGGCUCAUCGUUUGAUCAACAUAUGAAACAAUUUGUGGCCAAUUACCCCGAUGCAGUCGUGCUGAAGUCGGAGCAAAAGGAUGACACCAACGAAUUGAAAACAUUUGAUUUUAAUGGAAAGCAGAACGUUGAACUGAUUAUCCAUCGAUUGGAUAUAAAUAAGUAUCUGAAUUAUCUACAAAUUAACUUCACAUCGCCACCAAAUGAAACCAAAUCAUUUUAUUUUACGGAAUUCAUCGAGGCUCCAAAUAUGAAGACAAUCACUCUCAACAAUGUUCAGCAGCUACGAAUCGCCUACGAUUUUAGCAAAAGUGAAGCGAGCCGUUAUCUAGGUUAUGUGUUGUCAUAUCGAUUAUUAGAUACAAAUGAACCUCACCCUGUUGGCUACAGCGCGACAAAUACUUCAGAUACACGGGAUAGAUUGAGCAUUUUGAUCGAAGUACCAAAAUCAAAGCAAACCAACGAAACAUUGAGCCAAUUUCGAACGUGGCUAACCAACAGCACCAACAAAUUCAUCGAUGCAGAAAUCAAUGUCACAGGAAUCAAUGUGGAAAAAUGCAGCGAAGAUAAUGUUACACUUGUCAAUAUUACUGCCUGUAAAACAUCCUGGCCGAACGCGCAAAAUUGUGUUAAAGUCGAUUUUUCGAUUCGAUUGAGAUCGUUGCCAAACGUAACGACAAACGUUGAGAACCAAACUGAAACAUCAGCCACAGAAGCCGGCGGCGACACAACCACUUCAAGCAAUGAAUUUGACAUGGAUCGCGAACAACUGGUUACUAUGUGGGUUCGCUUUGGACGCAAAGAAUUUGCGGAUAAUGGAUUCAAUGAAUUCCCAGUUCCUGAUGCACGGAAGCUAUUCUUAGUGUGGACAUCGGUGAGUUUGGCUAUUUUAGCCGCUUUUCUAAUGGUUUUGGCUGCCAUUUGGAAAAUGGAUGUGCUGCGCGAUUAUCGUCGAAUGUACUGGAACAGUGGCGACGAUGAGAAACAAAUUUGUAAAUCGUCAGACGUUGCCAUGUAUCCAGCUGUGCAUCAAACCGUUCCCACACUCUUCCCAAAUGACCUAUCAGCUCCGAACAUCAGCACAGCAAACGCAUUACCAUUCGAAUUCGUAAGCAAGCCAAUCACAUAUAGCAUAAGUGAUUUUAAGCGACGUCCAUCGAUUGAAGAGUCACUCAAGCCGAGCGGCAAUUCGAAACGAAAAGCAGGUGAAGUGCCAUUCCAAAGCGAUACAGACUUUAAUGAAUCGAAACAAGAUCGACCGGAAGACGAAAUGUACUUCGACGGUACGACAUCACCUCGGUUAGUAGAUUAAACAAGUGAAUAGAAAAAAGAUCGAAGUAAUGUCGUGA